Messenger RNA from Chenopodium quinoa (quinoa), 753 nucleotides. RefSeq lists its product as uncharacterized. The record is from RefSeq and is a predicted model, not a curated record. The transcript has a single exon. The coding region runs from base 1 to 753 and encodes 250 amino acids. NCBI's taxonomy places the organism in Eukaryota, Viridiplantae, Streptophyta, Magnoliopsida, Caryophyllales, Amaranthaceae.
AUGCCUCAAUUUGCAAAAUUUGUGAAGGAAAUUAAAGAUCAACAUGAUGAUAAGGAAGUAGUAAGUGAGAAAUGCUCUACUCUUUCACGUGAUAGCCUACCACCUAAGCUGCAUGAUCCUGGUAGUUUUACUAUUCCCUGUAUGAUAAACGAAAUAUUUUUUGACAGGGUUUUGUGUGAUUCAGGUGCUAAUGUAAAUUUAAUGCCUUAUUCAUUAUAUGAAAAAUUAGGUUUGCAAAAACUUAAACCUUCCCCUAUUUCUCUUCAAAUGGCUGAUAGGACUGCUAAACUCCCUAAAGGUGUGGUUGAGGAUGUGUUAGUUAAGGUUGGUGAACUUGUUUUUCCUGUUGAUUUUGUUGUUAUGGAUAUGAAAGAAGACCAUAAGAUCCCGAUUAUAUUUGGUCGCCCAUUCCUUACCACAAGUCAAGCUCUAAUAGAUGUUCCUAAAAGACAAGUGACCAUUAGGGCCCAGGAUAAACAAGUAGUGUUUAAGCUCUUUAAUGAACAUAAUUUUAUAUUUGAUGGUGGUACUUGUUUAAGAAUUGAUGCUACUAACCCUUUGGUUGAUAAGUGUGUAUGUGAUAGAAAUCUUGUGAGAAACGAGGACAUUAUUCCACCAAAUGAUGUGUUUAGCUAUAUGAAAGUAAGUUCAGAUACAGAGCAUGUCAAAUAUAAAAUGAAGGAGUCAUUUGGAGGCGGAUAUUUUUAUGGGCAACAUCGCGGAGUUUCUUCUUUGUGUGGUGACCCAGGCUGA